ACUCUCAGCACUUUUCCAUACAAACCUUCAACUGGUGCUUUUAUGAAACUAUUAAAUAUUAACCAGAUCUGUUUGCUUUAUUACCCAGAACAAGAGAAAAAUCCUGAAUUUUGGAACACAAUGGCUCAGCGUACCCUGAAGACUGCUUUGUCAGUCCAAUACCUCAAUAAAAACAAAGCAAAGAAUCUCAUCCUGUUUCUUGGUGAUGGUAUGGGUGUCCCAACUGUGACGGCGGCUCGGAUCCUGAAGGGUCAGCUGAACGGACAGAGUGGAGAGGAGACGCUGCUGGAAAUGGACAAGUUCCCUUUUGUCUCUUUGGCUAAGACAUACAACACUAAUGCUCAGGUGCCUGAUAGUGCUGGAACAGCCACAGCUUUCCUCUGUGGGGUUAAAGCCAACGAGGGCACAGUGGGUGUGAGUGCAGCUGCCGUUCGCUUCCAGUGUAACACCACAAAGGGCAACGAGGUCACCUCCAUCCUCAGAUGGGCCAAGGAUGCAGGAAAGUCCGUGGGAAUCGUGACAACAACACGGGUCACUCAUGCAACUCCAAGCGCUGCUUACGCACACUCGGUGAACAGAGACUGGUACUCUGACAAUGACAUGCCAGCUGAAGCCCUGCUGGAAGGAUGCAAAGAUCUCGCCAGACAGUUGAUUGAAAAUAUUCCCAACAUUGAUAUUAUUAUGGGUGGAGGAAGAAAAUUUAUGACCCCUAAAAAUAUGCCAGACAUAGAAUAUCCUACUCAAACGAAACACAACGGCACACGGAAAGAUGGACGAAACCUGGUGCAGGAGUGGAUAGACAGGACAAAAGAUAAGAAAGGUUUUUAUGUAUGGAACAAGAAGCAGCUGCUUUCUCUGAACCCAAACAAUGUGGAUUAUUUACUAGGGCUUUUUGAACCGUCGGACAUGAGUUAUGACCUGGAGAGGAACACUGACUCCGAGCCCUCCUUGACAGAAAUGGUAGAUGUAGCCAUAAAGGUCCUGAGGAAGAACCAGAAUGGAUUUUACCUGCUUGUAGAGGGAGGACGUAUUGACCAUGGACACCACGAGGGCAAGGCCAAGCAGGCUUUGCAUGAAGCUGUGGAAAUGGAUCGGGCCAUUGGUCGGGCUGAUCUCCUGACCAGCACCCAUGAUACACUGACAGUAGUGACUGCUGACCAUUCUCACGUGUUUAGCUUUGGAGGCUAUACAUACAGAGGAAAUCCAAUAUUUGGUUUGGCCCCGAUGCUGAGUGAUAUUGAUCAGAAACCUUUCACCUCCAUUUUAUAUGGAAACGGACCUGGUUACAAAACGGUCAAUGGAACAAGAGAGAAUGUUUCAACUAUUAACUACAUGGAAGACAACUACCAGGCCCAGGCAGCUAUACCUUUGACCUCAGAGACUCAUGGAGGAGAGGAUGUAGCUGUGUUUGCCAAGGGUCCCAUGGCUCACCUGCUACACGGGGUCCACGAGCAGAACUACAUCCCCCAUGUAAUGGCAUACGCAGCCUGCAUCGGCCAAAACCUGGACCACUGCAACCCGACUGGUGGAACGGUCCGGUUGCAACCAGUCCUCUCAAGCUUUGCAGCCGUUCUCGCAGCAACUCAACUUCUGUGCUGAUUUUACCUGCCGAUCUCUUUCUAGUCUCUCACGUUAGGAUUUUAAUGUUUAGUUUUUGUCAGUUUUUCUCAAGUCUCUGUAAAAAUAUGAUGUUUUGGGACCUUUGAACGACAUAUUUUUUGUGAUAAAUGCAUAAAACACUCAAGGGAUUUGAAACGCA
Nematolebias whitei (Rio pearlfish) is the source of this 1759-nucleotide messenger RNA. RefSeq names its product alkaline phosphatase, biomineralization associated (gene alpl). Gene Ontology annotation, biological process: dephosphorylation. Gene Ontology annotation, molecular function: alkaline phosphatase activity. Gene Ontology annotation, cellular component: plasma membrane. The transcript has 10 exons. NCBI's taxonomy places the organism in Eukaryota, Metazoa, Chordata, Actinopteri, Cyprinodontiformes, Rivulidae. The record is from RefSeq and is a predicted model, not a curated record. The coding region runs from base 43 to 1599 and encodes 518 amino acids.